AUGGCUGGUUUCGAAGGUGGAAGUGUUAACGAGGCGCCGCGGUUAAAAAAGCCAUUAGGUGAGGGAAUUCGCAAUCAUACUAGUACUUCUCAAGUUAUACCUGGGAUAUUUGCUGAGGCAAAUGAGCUUGGCGGUGAUGAAGCGUAUUCAGACCAGGAAGAACAGGUAGCUGCUCUUUAUAACGAUAAGCGAAUGCAAGGGGGUCAACAUGAACGUUCUCCAAUGAACGUUGAUGAGGCGGGCUAUAAAAACCUUAUAUUUCAGGGCGUGCCGAACUCUACGAUUACGUCGCUUACUGAUGCUAGAAACCAGAGCAUGAGCCAUCUGCAUCGCGGGCAGCAGAAUGGUGACAUUCCGAUGGACCUUGUUUCUACCCCUAAUUGGCUGGCUAAAAUGAAUCCCCAGGAUUCCUUUACGGGAUGGAAAAAGGAGGUAGGCCAUGCUUUUAAGAAGUUCUCGAAGUUGACCUCAAGGAAAAAUCAAUUCCGGCAGAAUAAUUCAGAAGUAGGUACUAAAGGUGGCGAUAAUGAAUCUGCAGACGACGACAUGAUUGUAACCGAGGAAGAAAAAAUAAUCCAGAACAUGGCUUCUGACUUAAUUGAUACGCUUCUUGGAGGUUGUCCUGCUGCUCUUUUUGCUGGCAGUGGCUUUUUGCAGGAUGAGCACGGUGUUAGAAGAGCGCCAUUACUACUGGCUAUGUUAAGUGUCAGGGUUUCGCCAGUUACUAACAGUGAUACUUUGCUUUCAUUGCAAAGAAUAGAUUCGACUACAUCUAUGACCUCAAAUAGUAGCGGCAAUAGUAAUACUGAUAGACGAAAUGAUGCAGGAAUGUCUAUUGUCGACCAAGGUUACCAUACCAAAUAUAAAUUGGAAUUAGAGUACGGUGUAGGGGAAAAUAGAUUCAAAUGGGUUGUAGUACGGUCAUACAAAGAGCUUUCUUCUUUACACAAUAAGUUAAAGUUGGUUUCUUUUCAACAGAAUACUAUCAAUAAGCUAUACAUUGACCAUAAUAGGUAUCAAAGGAUACACCUACCUCAUUUUCCUAGGUUUGAUGAUUACAUGAAGAAGUCAAAAAGACCUAAUACCCCAUCGCCACAGAGUAACCCUGUGACAGCCGCGUCUACAGUUAUAACUCCGAGGUCAUCUAUAACUUUUCAAGAGAAAAGGUUCCACAUGAAACAUAUACAAGAUCUCAUACAUGAAGCUGACGAUGUCAACAAACCUAUGGAUAAACGGAUAGAAAAAUACCUAAGACUACUAAAUUUGGCAUUGUCGUUGAGACCGCAGGCCAACCGUCUUUUCCAGUUUUAUGAACUUUCGCCAAUUGGCAAUUUAUUAAGCUAUGAAAAUGGGUUUCACGGUAAACAAGGAUAUUUGAUAAUCAGAUCUUCGGCGAAGGCCCAAGGUUGGCGUGUUUCACAUUUUAGGUUCAAUGACUGGAAGGCCAUGAUAGAGAGACAUACUAACAAGUGGUUCUUGAUUAGACAUUCUUAUAUUCUUUAUGUUGGCGAUAUGUGCUCUACCACUCCUCUCGAUGUUUUCCUUGUUGACUCGAAGUUUAAGAUUAGUUGUUCAGGUAACUUCCAAGAUGAGCAUACGCUGUAUGAUGAAGACCUUCUUGAUGAUAAACAGAAGAAAAUAUCCGCAAAGCUACUGAUUACGCUGGAGAAUAGUGAGCGUAAGUUGCAAAUGAUAGCCAAAUCCGAGUACCUAUUGAAAAUGUGGGUCUCAUCAUUGAUUCAGAUGCAGAAAAAUACAAUUUGGUCACGACCACAGCGGUUUGGUAGCUUUGCUCCUGUAAGGAAGAAUUGCUUCUGUCACUUUUUGGUUGACGGUCGGGAUUAUUUUUGGGCUUUGAGUGAGGCUCUUACUAUGGCAAAGGACGUAAUAUUCAUCCAUGAUUGGUGGCUAUCACCCGAGUUAUACAUGCGAAGACCUGUUGCAAGUAACCAGGAAUAUAGAAUUGAUCGUAUCCUUAAAGGACGAGCUGAAAAAGGUGUAAAGAUUUUUAUUGUGGUAUACCGUAAUGUCGGUUCUACAGUUGGAACAGAUUCACUUUGGACAAAACAUUCUAUGUUAAGUCUACAUCCCAAUAUAAAUUUGAUAAGAUCUCCUAACCAAUGGUUACAAAAUACGUACUUUUGGGCUCAUCACGAGAAAAUGUGUGUCAUUGACCAUACUAUUGCAUUUAUGGGGGGUAUAGAUCUUUGCUAUGGUAGAUAUGACACCCCGGAGCAUGUUCUUAGAGAUGAUGCCGAAGAUCUUCAACGACAAAUCUUCCCAGGUAAAGAUUAUUCAAAUGCUCGUAUCUGCGAUUUCUAUGACCUAGAUAAACCAUUCGAGUCUAUGUAUGAUCGUACUGCAGUGCCUAGAAUGCCUUGGCACGAUGUCCACAUGAUGACAGUAGGAGAGGCAGCUCGUGACAUGUCUAGGCACUUCGUUCAAAGGUGGAAUUAUCUCCUUAGACAAAAGCGACCAAGUAGACCAACUCCCUUGUUAACACCACCAAGUGACUUUACGGAAGAGGAGCUAAAUAAUUCCGAAUUCUUUAGAAACUUGAAGUCAAGAUCAACGUGCGAAGUUCAGAUACUGCGUAGUGCAGGUGACUGGUCGCUUGGUUUGAAAGAGACAGAGAAGUCAAUUCAAGCUGCUUACUUGAAAGUAAUUGAGACUUCUAAACACUUCAUUUACUUGGAGAAUCAGUUCUUUGUCACUGCUUCAAGUUGGGACAGUGUGGUAAUUGAAAAUAAAAUAGGAGAUGCAAUUGUAGACCGUAUUAUAAAGGCUAAUAGCGAAGGUAAACCAUGGAAGGCGUUCAUUGUAAUACCUCUGAUGCCUGGUUUCAACUCAGAAGUGGAUCAGCCCGAAGGUUCGAGUAUUCGUGUUAUUAUGCAAUGUCAAUAUCAGUCUAUUGCUCGUGGUGAAUCAUCUAUCUAUGCAAAGUUAAAGAGAUUGAAUAUUGACCCAAUGCAAUAUAUACAAUUCUAUUCUUUAAGGAAAUGGUCAACAUUAGGUCCGUAUGAUAAGUUGGUAACUGAACAGUUAUACGUUCAUGCUAAGGUCAUGAUAGUUGAUGACCGAAGUUGUAUUAUUGGUAGUGCAAAUGUUAAUGAACGUUCAAUGUUGGGUAACAGAGAUAGUGAAGUUGCUGCCUUGAUUAGGGACACUCAUUUGGUUAAAACCAAAAUGAAUGAUGAAGAUUAUCUAGCUGGCAGAUUCCCAUGGGAACUACGUCAGAGGUUAAUGAGAGAACACUUAGGUUGCGACGUUGAUCUAGUGGAAAUUGUAGAAAGGAAAUUCAGCAGACUAGAACACGUUGCGGCCUGUAAUGUUGACACAUUAAAUUUGAUUCCUGAGGAUAAACUCCAGGAAGUUGGAGAAGAAGCAAAAAUCCAAAGUGCAAUGCUAGAGAUUGGAUUCCGUGAAGUUAUGAAUGAGGAUUGCAGUGAAGUUUGGUCGGAGAAGUAUGGAUCAAGUGGAUUUAAGAAUUUUGGUAUCGAAUUGGAGCAGAAGACGUUUGAAGACGAUGAGGGUGCUGUUCCUAAACAAUUUGCAACUGACAAGAGUGUUCAUGGUAAAGCGCCCUUACCAUCAAAAAAGAAUAGGCAACACGGAACUCGGAGCUAUAACUCGAAUUCCAAGUAUCAUUCAUUCAAUAACAGAGCGGGUGAAGCGAACAUUGGUAUUAGGGAUAAAAAGGCAAUUAGCACAGAUUCUCGUUUAGUUGGAAAUGAAACACAUUUCAAGGAUGUUGAGGGUCUUGGUCCGGAUGGCUGGAAAAAUGUUAAUAGGAAAUUUAAGAAGAACGUUACACAACAGUUAAGAGACUGGGCAACGGAAGUUUUGAAUGUGCGUACAAUUGACGGCAAGCACAGAAAAAAGGCAAGUGCUGGUUCUACCUUUCUUCCUGAUAAGGAAGAUGUUAUGCAAUACUUACAAGAUGAUGAUAUUCCCGACAUCAAUAAGUGGAACAUGUUGAAGCGUAUUUGCUACCUACAAUAUCUGUCAUAUAAGAAGGAGGCUAAGCAAGUCGAAAUGAAAAAAGCCAAGGAUUCUACAGAGGCUAUUAAUCGUACUUUAGAUUUCUUGGGCGAAGAGGAAAUGGACGAUGAAGCCAUUGAUGCGAUGCUUGCCCAGAUGGUGCCCUCUAUUAAUGUCGGAAAUCGUAAUACACUGCCUUUAUCUAACUUAAACUUUAUGGAUCCAUACGCCUUCGAAGACCCUAUUAAUGAUUCAUUCAUAGAAGAUAUGUGGUUCUCUGUUGCUCUGCGUAAUACUUUAAUCUACAGGAUGGUUUUCCAUUGCCAGCCCGACAACUCAGUACAAACAUGGAGAGAUUAUAAGGACUUCGUUAAAUUAACGCAAAGUUUUGAUGACUUACAAAAGAAAAUGAUAGAAAUGGAAUAUGGAGAGAGAGUUACUAUAGUUGACGACAAUAGUGAUAACGAACAAAACCAUGUUUCUCUUGAAAAGGGUACAAAAGUAAAAGCUGUCCCUCCAGAUGUGUCGGACACGGUAUCGACAGAAGAGGAACGUUUUGUUCAAAGGCAAGCUUCUAAAACAGCUGCUACCAAGACUUCGAAUCCAGCUAAAAUGAAGUUAUCAAGUGGACUUAUUUUUGGCAUUAACCAGAAGAUUUUUGACCGGCACACUGCAAGAAGAUUGUUGGAUAGAAUACAUGGCCAUCUUGUUAUAUUCCCAACAAAUUGGCUCGCAAAAGAAGUAGAGUCUAAGAAUUGGUUCUAUAAUGCGGAUAGGUUACCUCCUAUUGAUAUAUACGAUUAA
This is a messenger RNA of Eremothecium sinecaudum, 4785 nucleotides long. RefSeq names its product phospholipase D (gene SPO14). The coding region runs from base 1 to 4785 and encodes 1594 amino acids. Gene Ontology annotation, biological process: cell motility; intracellular signal transduction; phosphatidic acid biosynthetic process. Gene Ontology annotation, molecular function: D-type glycerophospholipase activity. The transcript has a single exon. The record is from RefSeq and is a predicted model, not a curated record. Lineage: Eukaryota; Fungi; Ascomycota; Saccharomycetes; Saccharomycetales; Saccharomycetaceae.